GGCAGCCUCUCUCUCUCCCCCUUCGAAUCACACGGAUUACACUUCGGUCAUCGUCACAAGCCAGCAACCCAAGAGGGGUCAUCCUCUACGAGAUAGGAGGGUACCCAAGACAUCAUGGCUGAAGGAGGAGAGAGUGAGGAUGAAAUCCAGUUCCUCAGGACGGAAGAUGUGGUGGUCUUGCAAUGCAGCGCUACAAUCCGAAAAGAAAACCUCAAGAUGUGCAUGGGAGCUGAAGGCUUUGGAAAUCGCCUUUGCUUCCUGGAAUCAACAUCCAAUGCUCAGAACGUACCUCCAGAUCUUGCAGUCUGCUGCUUUAUUCUGGAGCAAUCUCUGUCGGUUAGAGCUCUGCAGGAAAUGUUGGCGAACACAGUGGAGAUGGGAAACGAGUCUUCUCAAGGUGGGGGACACAGAACAUUGCUCUAUGGUCAUGCCAUUCUCCUGAGACACUGCCACAGUAAUAUGUACCUCUGCUGUCUGACUACAUCUCGUUCUCUUACUGAUAAACUGGCUUUCGAUGUUGGUCUACAAGAAGAUGCCACAGGAGAAGCUUGUUGGUGGACCAUCCAUCCAGCAUCAAAACAGCGUUCAGAAGGAGAGAAGGUGCGAAUAGGUGAUGAUUUGAUCCUAGUCAGUGUUUCAUCCGAGAGAUACCUGCACCUCUCCAUAGCGAGUGGGGACCUUCAAGUGGAUGCUUCAUUCAUGCAAACUCUAUGGAACAUGAAUCCAAUUACCUCUGGUUGUGAAAUAGCGGAAGGAUACCUUACUGGUGGAGAUGUUCUACGCCUGUUCCAUGGUCAUAUGGAUGAAUGUUUAACCAUUUCAUCGACAGACCAAGGAGAGGAGCAGCGUAGGAUAGCCCAUUACGAGGGAGGGCCAGUUUGCUCCCAUGCGCGGUCUUUGUGGAGGCUGGAGCCUUUGAGAAUUAGUUGGAGUGGGAGUCACUUAAGAUGGGGACAGUCCUUCCGGGUGCGUCAUGUGACUACAGGGAGAUACCUGGCCCGCGAUGAGGAAAAGGGUCUGCUACUGGUUGAUGCCGAGAAAGGCAACACCAAAGCUACUGCCUUCUGCUUCCGGGCUUCUAAGGAAAAGUUGGAUGUUGCACCCAAGCGAGAUGUGGAAGGGAUGGGCCCUGCUGAGAUAAAAUAUGGAGAGUCCAUGUGUUUUGUUCAGCACGUUAAUAGUGCUCUUUGGCUCACUUAUGGUGCCGCUGACUCUAAAGUGGUCCGUUUGGGUCCUGUAAAACGCAAGGCUAUUUUGCACCAAGAAGGUCAUAUGGAUGAUGCUUUGUCCCUGUCACGUUCCCAAAGAGAAGAGUCCCAAGCUGCAAGAAUGAUAUACAGCACAGCCGCACUUUUUAACGCGUUCAUCAAGGGCCUGGACAGUUUGAAUGCAAAGAACAAGCCUUCAAAACCGGUAUCAUUGCCUAUCGAUAUGGUUAUUUUAACUUUGCAAGAUCUGAUUGGCUAUUUCCAGCACCCAGAGGAGGAUUUACAGCAUGAGGAGAAGCAGACCAAGUUACGGUCUCUUAAAAACCGUCAAAAUCUCUUCCAGGAAGAGGGAAUUAUCUCCCUUGUCUUGGACUGCAUAGACCGUCUCAAUGUAUACAGCACAGCUGCUCACUUUGCAGAGUUUGCUGGGGAGGAAGCUGGCGAGUCCUGGAAGGAGAUUGUAAACUUACUUUAUGAACUGCUCGCUGCACUUAUAAGGGGAAAUCGCUCCAACUGUGCCUUGUUCUCCAGUAACUUAGACUGGGUGGUCAGCAAACUUGAUCGAUUGGAAGCUUCAUCAGGGAUUUUGGAAGUUUUGUACUGCGUCUUGAUUGAGAGCCCAGAGGUUUUGAACAUUAUUAAGGAAAAUCAUAUCAAGUCCAUUAUUUCUCUACUGGAUAAACACGGACGAAACCACAAGGUUCUGGAUGUCCUCUGCUCUCUGUGUGUGUGCAAUGGAGUAGCUGUUAGAUCCAACCAGAAUCUAAUCACUGAGAACCUCCUUCCCCGAAGAGAUCUUCUUCUUCAGACCAGGAUGGUCAACUAUGUCACCAGCAUGAGACCUAAUGUCUUUCUGGGAACAUGUGAGGGAUCCACACAGUUCAAAAAGUGGUAUUUUGAAGUUAUUGUGGAUCAUGUGGAGCCUUUCGUCACUCCUGAGACCACUCACCUGCGUGUUGGCUGGGCACUAAAUGAGGGCUACAGUCCUUACCCUGGUGCAGGCGAAGGCUGGGGAGCCAAUGGAGUGGGUGAUGAUCUGUAUUCCUUUGCAUUUGAUGGGCUCCACCUUUGGUCAGGUCGAGUUUGCCGCUCUGUGGCCUCACACAACCAGCAUUUGCUGACAGUGGAUGAUGUGGUCAGUUGUUGUCUGGACUUGACAGUUCCCAGCAUUUCAUUCCGUUUCAAUGGGCACCCUGUUCAGGGCAUGUUUGAGAACUUCAAUUUGGAUGGACUCUUCUUCCCAGUUGUUAGCUUCUGCGCUGGAAUUAGAAUACGGUUUCUCCUGGGUGGUCGACAUGGGGAUUUUAAGUUCCUUCCACCACCUGGUUACACUCCAGUCUAUGAAGCUCUUCUGCCUCGGGAUCGUAUGCGUGUGGAGCCCAUCAAAGAAUACAAAAAUGACUUUCAAGAAAUUCGGAAUCUUCUUGGGCCCACCAAAUCCCUUUCCCACACCUCGUUUGUUCCCUGUCCAGUGGACACUAUACAGAUUGUCCUACCCCCUCACCUGGAACGAAUCCGUGAAAAGUUGGCAGAAAACAUCCAUGAACUUUGGGCCCUCACAAGAAUUGAACAGGGAUGGACCUAUGGGCCAAUCCGGGAUGACAACAAAAGGUUACACCCAUGUCUUCUCGACUUCCAUAGUCUGCCCGAGCCAGAGAGAAAUUACAACUUGCUGAUGUCUGGAGAGACUUUGAAGACCCUUCUUGCGCUCGGCUGCCAUGUGGGCAUGGCGGAUGAAAAGGCAGAGGAAAACCUGAAGAAGAUAAAGCUUCCCAAAACAUACAUGAUGUCCAACGGAUACAAGCCUGCUCCCCUUGAUCUGUCUCAUGUCAAGCUAACACCAGCACAAAACACCUUGGUGGAUAAACUAGCAGAAAAUGGUCACAAUGUCUGGGCGAGAGACAGAGUGCAACAAGGAUGGACAUAUAGCAUCAUACAAGAUAUCAAGAAUAAGAGGAACCCUCGCCUUGUGCCAUACAGUCUGCUAGAUGAGAAGACCAAGAAAACCAAUAGAGACAGCCUGUGUGAGGCUGUACGCACUCUUAUUGGAUAUGGAUACAAUAUAGAACCACCUGACCAGGAGAGCACGGGUCAGGGAGUAACGAAACCUAGGUCUGAAAGAGUGCGCAUCUUCCGUGCGGAGAAAUCAUACGCCGUCAAUUCUGGGAAAUGGUAUUUUGAAUUUGAGGCCGUAACGACAGGAGAGAUGAGAGUAGGAUGGGCUCGACCUGAAGUGCGACCAGAUGUGGAACUUGGAGCUGACGACCUAGCUUAUGUGUUUAAUGGAUGCAGGGGUCAGCGUUGGCAUAUUGGUAGUGAACCAUUUGGGCGUAACUGGCUUCCGGGAGAUGUUGUUGGGUGUAUGAUUGACCUGACCGACAUGAAUAUCAUGUUUACAUUAAAUGGAGAGAUGCUGAUAAGUGAUUCUGGCUCUGAGCUAGCCUUCAAGGAUAUAGAAAUCGGAGCUGGAUUCAUCCCUGUUUGCAGUCUUGGAAUGUCCCAAGUUGGUAGACUGAACUUGGGGCAGGAUGUCAGCAGUCUUCGCUACUUUACCAUUUGUGGUCUACAGGAAGGGUUUGAGCCAUUUGCUAUUAACAUGAAGAGAGAAAUCACCACUUGGUUUAGUAAGAGUCUUCCUCAGUUUGUGCCGGUGCCUCCAGAUCAUGGUCAUAUUGAGGUUGGAAGAAUUGAUGGUACUGUAGACAACCCACCUUGUCUCAAAGUGACCCACAAGACUUUUGGGUCUCAGACCAGCAACAAUGACAUGCUAUUCUUUAGACUCAGCAUGCCUGUGGAAUUUUAUGAGACGUUUAAAUGUACAGCGGGAGCUACUCCUCUUACUCGUACUUUUACCAUACCUGAAGAAGAGGUCCAAGAUGUUGAUAUAGAUUCUGAAUUUGAGCAGCUGAAGAAAUCUGCUAGUCGCAAAGAAGCAGAAGCUACCAACGAGAAGGAAGCACCUAAAGAACCACCAAAGGAGGUGGCAAAAACUGAGAAUGAGAAGGAUGUUACUACAGAGAAAACCAAAGGAAAAAGAGGGUUCCUCUUUAAAGCUAGGAAGCCAGCAUUUAUCUCAUCAGUUCCUGUUGUGCCAGCUAUGCCUCGCUUGAUGAAGGAUGUAGUGCCUGAUGAUAGAGAUGACCUUGACAUCAUCAUGAACACUACUACGUACUAUUACUCCGUAAGAAUCUUUGCUGGACAAGAACCCACCGGAGUUUGGGUGGGCUGGGUGACUCCUGAUUAUCAUCUGUAUGAUAUGAACUUUGACCUGGGCAAAGUCCGUAUGGCCACCAUUACGAUGGGGGAUGACAAGGGGAACAUAUAUAACAGCAUCAAACGCAGCAAUUGUUACAUGGUUUGGGGUGGAGAAUUCAGCAACAAUACCCAGCAAGCUCGCGUCCGAAAAGAGGAUCUUGUAAUUGGUUGCCUAAUUGACUUAGCGACUGGGCUCAUGACCUUCACAGCUAAUGGGAAAGAAGUUAAUACAUUCUUCCAGGUUGAGCCCAACACAAAACUUUUCCCGGCUGUCUUUGCUCAACCAUUGAGCCAGAAUUUGUUCCAGUUUGAAUUGGGAAAAUUGAAGAAUAUCAUGCCCAUAUCUGCCGCCAUGUUCCGUAGUGAAAGAAAGAACCCAGUGCCUCAGUGCCCACCCCGUCUGGAUGUCCAGAUUCUAACCCCUGUUGUAUGGAGUCGGAUGCCUAAUGAAUUUUUAACAAUAGAAACGGGAAAGGUCAGCGAUAGGCAUGGCUGGAUGGUAGCGUGCACAGAACCACUUAUGAUGAUGGCUCUCCAUAUUCCAGACGAAAACAGGUGCAUUGAUAUCCUUGAGUUGUCAGAACGCUUGGACAUGCUGAAAUUCCACUACCAUACCCUAAAGCUCUACUGCUCAGUCUGCGCCCUUGGAAAUAACCGAGUGGCCCAUGCCCUCACGAGCCAUGUUGAUGAAUCUCAGCUACUUUACACCAUUGAGAGUAAUCACUUAUCAGGUCUUCUUCGGAUUGGUUUCUAUGACCUUCUCAUUAGCAUCCAUCUGGAAUCUGCAAAGCGAGCACGUCUGACAAUGAACAGUGAAUUUAUUGUGCCAAUGACAGACCAGACAAAGAGUAUCACGCUCUUCCCCAACGAGAACAAGAAGCACGGGCUACCUGGUGUAGGCAUGAGUACAUGCCUAAGGCCAGACCUCCAUUUUUCACAUACUUGCUUUGUCAGUACCAGUACUGAACUUUACCAGCACAGUCCUUACAUCCCACUGGAUAUCCUGAAGAUCAAGGCUAUUAACAUGUUGACAGAAGCAGUACUGGAUGGUGGACAGCACACCAGAGAUCCUGUUGGAGGAACCGUUGAAUUCCAGUUUGUACCAGUGCUGAAGCUGAUCUCCACUCUCCUUAUCAUGGGUGUCUUUGAGGAUGAUGAUGUGCGGCACAUAUUAAAGAUGAUAGAGCCCAAUGUGUUUUCAGAAGAAGAACCAGCAGAAGAAGAGGAAAGGACAGAGGAAGGUGGAGAGCAGGGUGCAGAAGAAGAUGCUGAGGAAAAAAGUGCUGAGGAGGAGGAAGAAGCUGAAGAAGAAGAAGGACAAGAGAAGAAAAAAGAAGGUGAAGAAAAAGCAGUUGAGGCUGGGGAGCAGGAUGGCAAAGAGGAAGAACAGAGUUUAGAAGAAGGUUUGCUGCAGAUGAAACUGCCAGAGUCGGUAAAGUUGCAGAUGUGUAAUUUACUACAAUAUUUCUGCGACCGGGAGUUACAGCACCGUGUUGAAGCCAUCAUUGCGUUCUCUGAGCGCCACGUAGACAGUCUGCAAACCAAUCAGAGGAAGCGUUACAGAGAGCUAAUGCAAGCCUUUACCAUGUCAGCAGCAGAAACUGCUCGUAGGACAAGGGAGUUCCGUUCUCCACCACAAGAACAGAUUAACAUGUUGGUAAACUUCAAGAACAUGCUUGAAGAAGAAACCCCUGUACCUGAGGAAAUUCAAGAUGAGCUGACCGAAUUCCACACUGACCUUCUGUCCCACUGUGGUGUCCAAAUAGAAGGGGAAGAGGAAGAAGAGCAGGAGGACACAAGUCUAACGAGACGUCUCUUCAACUUACUGGAGAAAGUGCGUAAUCUGAGGGGCAAGAAAAAGGAACCAGAACCUGAACCUGAGGAAAAGGAAGAGCCAAAACCCAGCACCUUACAGGAACUUAUCUGUCAUACCAUGGUACACUGGGCACAGGAGUCUUUCAUCCAAAACCCUGAGCUGGUGCGAGUAAUGUUCAGCUUGCUGCACCGUCAGUACGAUGGACUGGGAGAACUUAUCCGAGCUUUACCUAGAGCCUAUACCAUCAAUCAAGUGUCUGUAGAAGACACCAUGAACCUGCUGGAGAGUCUGGGGCAAAUUCGUUCCUUGCUUAUUGUGCAGAUGGGACCUGAGGAGGAAAACCUGAUGAUCCAGAGUAUUGGAAACAUCAUGAACAACAAGGUCUUUUACCAGCAUCCUAACCUGAUGCGAGCUUUGGGAAUGCAUGAGACUGUUAUGGAAGUCAUGGUCAACGUGUUGGGUGGAGAAGAAUCCAAGGAGAUUCGUUUCCCUAAAAUGGUCACCAACUGCUGCAGAUUCCUUUGCUAUUUCUGUAGAAUCAGUCGACAGAACCAAAGAGCAAUGUUUGAUCAUCUUAGCUACCUGCUGGAAAAUAGCGGUAUCGGUUUGGGUAUGAGAGGGUCUACUCCUCUAGAUGUAGCUGCUGCUUCAGUCAUUGACAAUAAUGAGUUAGCUCUAGCUCUUCAAGAACAGGACCUUGAGAAGGUGGUCUCCUAUCUGGCUGGCUGUGGCCUACAGAGCUGUCCCAUGCUGCUAGCCAAAGGCUAUCCUGACAUUGGUUGGAACCCUGUGGGUGGGGAGAGGUACCUGGACUUCCUCCGAUUUACUGUUUUUGUUAACGGAGAAAGUGUGGAGGAGAAUGCCAACGUGGUGGUACGUCUUCUCAUCCGACGACCUGAAUGUUUUGGCCCUGCUCUCAGAGGAGAGGGAGGUAAUGGCCUGCUAGCUGCCAUUGAGGAAGCCAUCAAGAUCUCUGAGGACCCUGCUAGGGAUGGUCCCACAGUCAAAAAGGACCGUCGAAGGGAAUUGUACAGUGGGGAGGAAGCUCAUGAAGAAAAUCGUGUGCACCUUGGUAAUGCCAUCAUGUCCUUCUAUUCCGCUCUCAUUGAUUUGUUGGGUCGUUGUGCUCCAGAAAUGCAUUUGAUUGAGGCCGGUAAAGGUGAAGCCUUGCGAAUCAGAGCUAUCCUUCGAUCUUUGGUGCCCCUUGAAGACCUGGUUGGAGUUAUUAGCUUACCCCUUCAGAUACCAGCAUUUGGAAAGGAUGGCAAUGCAAUUGAGCCAAAAAUGUCUGCCAGCUUUGUGCCAGACCAUAAGGCACCAAUGGUUCUCUUCUUGGACCGUGUUUACGGCAUUGACAAUCAGGACUUCCUUCUACAAGUUCUAGAAGUUGGUUUCUUACCAGAUAUGAGAGCAACAGCAUCUCUGGACACUGCUGCAUUCAGCACCACCGAAAUGGCCUUGGCCUUAAAUCGAUACUUGUGUUUGGCGGUUCUUCCUCUAAUUACCAAAUGUGCUCCACUGUUUGCCGGCACUGAGCACCGUGCAAUCAUGGUGGACUCCAUGUUGCACACAAUUUAUAGAUUAUCCCGUGGACGUUCUCUUACCAAAGCCCAAAGAGAUGUUAUUGAGGAAUGUCUAAUGGCACUGUGCAGAUAUCUCCGCCCUUCAAUGUUGCAGCAUCUUUUGAGAAGGCUUGUCUUUGACGUUCCAAUUCUUAAUGAGUAUGCCAAAAUGCCAUUGAAGCUCCUCACUAACCACUAUGAACGGUGCUGGAAAUACUACUGUCUUCCAACGGGAUGGGCCAACUAUGGUGUGUCGUCUGAAGAGGAGCUUCAUCUAACAAGGAAACUUUUCUGGGGCAUAUUUGAAUCUCUUUCUCAUAAGAAAUUUGACGCUGAGCUAUAUAAGAUUACCACGCCGUGUCUAUGUUCAAUUGCUGGUGCUAUACCACCUGACUAUGUCGAUGCCAGCUACUCCUCAAAGACUGAGAAGAAGGCUUCUGUGGAUGCUGAAGGAAACUUUGACCCCAAACCUGUGGAGACCUUAAAUGUAAUCAUCCCUGAAAAGCUUGAUAGCUUCAUCAACAAAUAUGCUGAGUACACUCAUGACAAAUGGGCUUUUGAGAAGAUACAAAAUAACUGGUCCUAUGGAGAGACGGUGGAUGAAGAAGUCAAAACACAUCCCAUGCUGCGCCCCUACAAAACCUUUUCCGAAAAGGACAAGGAGAUCUACCGUUGGCCUAUCAAAGAAUCACUGAAAGCCAUGAUAGCUUGGGAAUGGAUGGUUGAAAAGGCCAGAGAGGGAGAAGACGACAAGACUGAAAAGAAGACAAAAACAAGAAAGAUCUCUCAAUCUGCUCAGGCAACCUAUGAUCCCUCAGUACAAACCUUUAGCCCAACUCCCAUUGACCUUACUGGAAUCACCCUGUCUAGAGAGCUUCAGUCAAUGUCUGAGCAACUGGCAGAGAAUUACCACAACACAUGGGGGCGUAAGAAAAAACACGAGCUGGAGGCCAAAGGAGGAGGAACCCAUCCCUUACUUGUACCCUAUGAUACACUGACUGCUAAAGAGAAAGCUCGUGACAGGGAGAAAGCACAUGAACUUCUUAAAUUUCUCCAACUUAAUGGCUAUGCAGUUACCAGGGGGCUGAAAGACAUGGAGCUGGACACUUCCUCUAUUGAAAAGCGUUUUGCAUAUGGCUUCCUGCAGAAACUUCUGAAGCUCAUGGACACAGCCCAGGAGUUCAUCGCACAUUUGGAGGCUGUUGUGAGCAGUGGCAGAGUCGAGAAAUCCCCUCAUGAGCGGGAAAUAAAGUUCUUUGCAAAGAUCCUUCUUCCACUUAUUAACCAGUACUUCAAGAACCAUUGCCUCUACUUCCUGUCUACCCCAGCUAAGGUCCUAGGCAGUGGUGGACAUGCAUCAAACAAAGAAAAGGAGAUGAUUGCUAGCCUAUUCUGUAAGAUGGCUGCUCUGGUACGGCAUCGGGUGUCUUUGUUCGGAACUGAUGCUCCAGCUGUUGUCAACUGUCUACAUAUCUUGGCACGUUCUCUGGAUGCCAGGACAGUGAUGAAGUCUGGCCCGGAGAUAGUAAAAGCUGGUUUACGUUCCUUUUUUGAGGGUGCAUCAGAAGACAUAGAGAAAAUGGUUGAGAACUUAAAACUUGGAAAGGUUUCUCAGUCCAAAACUCAGGUCAAGGGUGUUUCUCAGAAUAUCAAUUAUACAACGGUGGCCCUUUUGCCAGUUCUGACAUCGCUGUUUGAGCACAUUGCACAACAUCAGUUUGGAGAUGACGUUAUAUUGGAUGAUGUACAAGUCUCCUGCUACAGAACAUUGUGUAGUAUCUACUCUCUGGGAACCACCAAGAACCCUUAUGUUGAAAAACAACGUCCAGCUUUGGGAGAGUGUUUGGCCAGACUGGCUGCUGCAAUGCCCGUGGCUUUCUUGGAACCGUACCUGAAUGAGUAUAAUAUCUAUUCUGUUUAUACCACCAAAUCUCCCCGGGAACGUGCCAUCCUGGGUCUUCCCAACUCUGUUGAAGAAAUGUGUCCAGACAUCCCUGAUCUGCAGACUUUGAUCAAGGAAAUCUCAUUGUUAGCAGAAUCUGGUGCGCGCUAUACAGAGAUGCCGCAUGUCAUUGAAAUAACAUUGCCUAUGUUGUGCAAUUACCUUCCUCGUUGGUGGGAAAGAGGACCAGAGAACAUCCCAGAUGACACUUCACCUUGCUGCACAAGUGUGACGUCUGAACAACUCAAUGCUCUUCUGGGAAACAUCCUCCGAAUUGUUGUCAAUAACCUUGGUAUAGACGAGGCCUCGUGGAUGAAGAGACUUGCAGUGUUUGCCCAGCCCAUAGUAAGCAAGGCUAAGCCUGAACUCCUUCGAUCACAUUUCAUUCCCACCAUGGAAAAGCUGAAAAAACGGGCAGGCAAAGUUGUUGCGGAAGAAGAACAGCUGCGUUUGGAAGCCAAGAGUGAAUCUGAAGAUUCGGAAAGUCUGAUUCGUGAUGAGUUCUCUGUUUUAUGCCGUGACCUCUAUGCUCUUUAUCCUCUACUUAUCCGUUAUGUGGACAACAAUAGAGCAAACUGGCUGACAGUCCCUGACUGUGAUGCUGAAGAACUUUUCCGUAUGGUUGGAGAAGUAUUCAUCUUCUGGUCUAAGUCCCAUAACUUCAAACGAGAGGAACAGAAUUUUGUGGUACAGAACGAAAUCAACAACAUGUCCUUCCUCACCGCAGACAGCAAAAGCAAAAUGUCCAAGUCUGGAGACAGCCAGUCUGGUGGCUCUGACCAGGAACGCACAAAGAAGAAACGCCGCGGGGAUCGAUACUCUGUUCAGACAUCACUUAUUGUGGCCACCCUUAAGAAGAUGCUUCCAAUUGGGUUGAACAUGUGUUCACCAACUGACCAAGAGUUGAUCUCAUUAGCCAAGAUACGUUAUUCUCUGAAAGACACAGAUGAAGAAGUAAGGGAAUUCUUGCAGAAUAACCUUCACGUACAGGGAAAGUGUGAGAAUUCUUCCUCUAUGCGUUGGCAAUUGGCCCUUUAUAACAAAAUGUCAGGUAAAGCAGAAGACUCCAAUAACCCGGAGAAGAUUGUAAAACGUGUACAGGAGGUCUCUGCAGUGCUCUUCCAUCUGGAACUGACUGAACAUCCCUUCAAAUCCAAGAAAGCUGUGUGGCACAAGCUUCUUUCCAAGCAACGCCGUCGUGCUGUAGUGGCCUGCUUCAGGAUGACUCCACUAUAUAACCUUCCUCGACACCGUGCUUGCAACAUGUUUUUGGAAGCUUAUAAACACACCUGGAUUAUGAGUGAAGCUCAUGACUUUGAGGACAGGAUGAUUGAUGACUUGGCUAAACCUGGUGAGACACAAGAAGAAGAGGAGGAAGAAGAAGAGAAGAAGCCGGACCCACUGCACCAACUUAUCCUUCAUUUCAGCAGAACCGCUUUGACAGAGAAAACUAAACUGGAUGAAGACUAUUUGUACAUGGCCUACGCGGAUAUCAUGGCAAAGAGUUGUCACAUGGAGGAGGAAGAUGAAGAAGCUGCCGGUGGGGAAGAAGAAGAAUCUGAACUCUCAUUUGAGGAGAAAGAGAUGGAGAAGCAGAGGUUAUUGUACCAGCAGUCCCGUCUCCAUAAUCGUGGUGCUGCCGAGAUGGUCUUGCAGAUGAUCAGUGCAUGUAAAGGUGAACCAGGAGCUAUGGUCUCCUCUACACUCAAGCUUGGAAUUUCUAUCCUCAACGGGGGAAAUGUUGAGGUUCAGCAGAAAAUGCUAGAUUAUCUAAAAGAAAAGAGGGAGGUUGGCUUUUUUCAGAGUGUGCAAGCCCUGAUGCAGACAUGCAGUGUCCUGGACCUGAAUGCUUUUGAGCGCCAGAAUAAAGCAGAAGGACUUGGCAUGGUAACAGAAGAUGGAACGAUCAUCAACCGUGAACAGGGAGAAAAAGUAAUGGCAGAUGACCUGUUCACCCAGGACCUAUUCCGCUUCCUCCAGUUGCUUUGUGAGGGUCACAAUAAUGACUUUCAGAACUACCUUCGUACUCAGACUGGCAACACCACCACCAUCAACAUUAUCAUCUGCACUGUGGAUUAUCUUCUGCGCCUACAGGAAUCCAUCAGUGACUUCUACUGGUAUUAUUCUGGGAAAGAUAUUAUUGAUGACCAAGGCAAGAGGAACUUUUCCAAAGCUAUGUCUGUGGCAAAACAGGUGUUCAACAGCCUAACAGAGUAUAUCCAGGGUCCUUGUACUGGUAACCAGCAGAGCCUGGCACACAGCCGUCUCUGGGAUGCAGUGGUUGGUUUCCUGCAUGUCUUUGCUCACAUGAUGAUGAAAUUGGCCCAGAUGCCCCAAAACGGAGGACUACGAAAUGGCGACUCCAGCCAGAUUGGUCUUCUAAAGGAACUGCUUGACCUUCAAAAAGACAUGGUUGUCAUGCUGCUCUCUCUACUUGAAGGUAAUAUUGUAAAUGGGACAAUUGCUCGUCAGAUGGUAGACAUGCUGGUAGAAUCUUCUAGCAACGUGGAAAUGAUACUCAAAUUCUUUGACAUGUUCUUGAAGCUGAAGGAUAUUGUGGCUUCUGAUGCUUUCAGAGAUUAUGUCACUGAUCCUCGGGGUCUCAUAUCCAAAAAAGAUUUCCAAAAGGCAAUGGACAGCCAGAAACAAUAUACCCCUACUGAGAUCCAGUUCCUUCUUUCAUGCUCAGAAGCCGAUGAAAAUGAAAUGAUCAACUAUGAAGAAUUUGCCAACCGUUUCCAGGAACCGGCUAAGGAUAUUGGUUUUAAUGUGGCAGUGUUACUAACCAAUCUGUCAGAGCAUGUCCCUCAUGACGCAAGGUUGCAUAACUUUUUGGAACUGGCCGAUUGCAUUAUCAACUACUUCAAGCCAUAUCUUGGCAAGAUUGAGAUCAUGGGAGCAGGCAAAAGGAUUGAGCGUAUCUACUUUGAGAUUAGCGAGACCAAUAAAGCCCAAUGGGAAAUGCCUCAGGUCAAGGAGUCCAAACGUCAAUUUAUCUUUGAUGUGGUCAAUGAAGGGGGAGAGUCUGAGAAAAUGGAGCUGUUUGUCAAUUUCUGUGAAGACACAAUUUUUGAGAUGCAAAUUGCUGCACAAAUCUCAGAGCCGGAAGAAGAAAAAGCUGAAGAUGAUGAUGAAGAUUUUGGAGGAGCCGAAGGAUCUGGUGAAGGCGAUGAGGCAGAAAAUGGGUCUGCUCCACCGGAAGCUACAUCAGCUUUUGGAGAGUUUAUGAACAAUGUGAUAAACUUCUUCAAAAUGUUUACCUACAAGAAUCUUAGAAGACAAUAUCGAAAGAUCAAGAAGAUGACAUUGAAGGAAAUAGUGAUGGCCAUUGCCUCAUUUUUGUGGACCAUAUUCCUUGGAACUCUUCACUUUAUUUACAGUGUCUGCAAGGGCAUAUUCUUCCUCAUCUGGCACACAUUGUUUGGAGGUAGUCUUGUAGAGGGUGCCCAGAAAUUAACUGUAACUGAAAUCUUGGCCAGUAUGCCAGAUCCCACACAGGAUGAGGUUCACGGAGAUGGACCUCCUACAGCGAUUAGCGAUGAGUUACCUGAGUCUGGGGAUGCUAUGGACUUUGUGGAUGUAGGCAAAGAAGAAGUACAAGAGGAAGGUACAGAAAUAUUUGGGCUUGACAUGAAGAAGGAUAGUGGACAUUACAGAGCUCCAGAUGCUCAUGGUGGCUUAGGCGAUAUGGGAGAUACCACACCAGUCGAACCACCAACACCAGAGGGAUCUCCCAUAUUGAAGAGAAGGUUUCUGGAGGACGACGUUCCAAUUCAUUUGGAUGGUGCUCCAGAAGAGCAGCCAGUGGAAGAAGCACCAGAGCCAGAACCGGAAAAAGCAGAUUCAGAAAAUGGAGAGAAGGGUGAAGUUGUGGAAGAAGAAGCUCCACCUCCUGAGGAACCCAGGGAGCCAGAGUUUACUGAAGCACCAAAGAAGAAGGCAACCGCAAAAGAAAGGAAACCAGAAACUUCAGACGGAGGAUUUGAAUUCUGGAAUGAACUGGAGAUCCAGAGAAUAAAAUUCUUGAAUUAUCUGUCUAGGAAUUUCUACAACCUUCGGUUCCUAGCGCUCUUCUUGGCAUUUGCUAUUAAUUUCAUUCUGCUCUUCUACAAGGUAUCUGAUUCCCCAAAAGGUGAGGAUGACUUUGAAGGUUCUGGAUUACAGGAAGAUCUACCCAUUCUGGAUGAGGGAAGCGGCGAUGAUGAAGAUGAGGAAGAUAGUGUUGUAUAUUUCUUCUUGGAGGAAAGCACGGGAUAUAUGCAGCCAACGUUGUAUCUUUUGUCUGUAGUCCAUACUCUCAUUGCCUUCCUGUGUAUCAUUGGCUACAACUGUCUGAAGGUACCACUAGUCAUCUUCAAACGGGAGAAAGAGUUGGCACGUAAACUGGAAUUCGAUGGUGUCUAUAUUACAGAGCAGCCAGAGGAUGAUGACAUAAAAGGGCAGUGGGAUCGUCUGGUCUUAAAUACUCCAUCAUUUCCAAGCAAUUACUGGGACAAAUUUGUUAAACGAAAGGUACUGGAUAAAUAUGGAGACAUCUACGGCCGUGAAAGAAUCGCAGAACUGUUGGGAAUAGACCUGGCCAGUUUGGAAAUCAGCUCGCAGAAUGGGAAGAAACGAGAGCCAGAUAAAUCUCUCCUAACAUGGAUCACCUCCAUUGACAUAAAGUACCAGAUCUGGAAAUUUGGAGUUGUCUUCACAAAUAAUUCUUUCCUGUACCUGGUCUGGUAUUUGGUCAUGUCCCUUCUCGGACACUACAACAACUUCUUCUUUGCUGCUCAUCUUCUGGAUAUCGCUAUGGGAGUGAAGACCCUACGUACUAUCCUGUCAUCAGUCACUCACAACGGCAAACAGCUCAUGAUGACAGUGGGACUCCUGGCUGUGGUUGUAUACCUCUAUACAGUGGUCGCCUUUAACUUUUUCCGUAAAUUCUAUAACAAGAGUGAGGAUGAAGAUGAACCGGACAUGAAGUGUGAUGAUAUGAUGACUUGUUACCUCUUCCAUAUGUAUGUUGGUGUACGAGCCGGUGGAGGUAUCGGUGAUGAGAUUGAAGACCCUGCAGGAGACGAGUAUGAACUUUACCGUGUGGUGUUUGACAUCACGUUCUUCUUCUUUGUCAUCGUCAUCCUUCUGGCCAUCAUUCAGGGUCUGAUCAUUGAUGCUUUUGGAGAACUGAGAGACCAACAGGAACAAGUGAAGGAAGAUAUGGAGACCAAAUGCUUCAUCUGUGGCAUUGGCAGUGAUUACUUUGACACGACGCCGCACGGCUUUGAGACACAUACCUUUGAAGAACAUAACCUGGCCAAUUAUAUGUUCUUCUUGAUGUACCUCAUUAACAAGGAUGAGACAGAACACACUGGGCAGGAGUCAUAUGUCUGGAAGAUGUACCAAGAAAGGUGUUGGGAUUUCUUCCCGGCUGGAGACUGUUUCCGGAAAACGUAUGAAGAUCAGCUUGGAUAACAGACUUUUGACGCUUUAGAUUAAUUUAAUCCAAACAUCUGAAAGAGACUUUGGUGAGAUAAUCCACCUCCAUCUCUUCUUACACAGAAGUGAUUCUGAAGAGCAUUGAUUCACUAACUGGAUAGUAUUAUAUCUUCAAAAUCCAGAUGUCUUUAAUGAUCACCUUACCACAGUCGCCAAGAUUUCUGCAGAGCAUCACGUCAUUGAUGUUCCUGCAGAGUGUUUUCCAUUGAUUCAAAGACUUUGCCAGGAUUUGACAUCAUGAGUUUCAGGUUCUCAGAGGAGUUGCUUAUUGCUCUCCUGGAACCUGUUGUCUCUAUGUCCUUUCACUGCCACCAAGAAUUUGCAAAGUAUCGAUAUGUCUUCACUGCCAAUGAAACCUUCCCUAGUGAAGUGCGGCUGCCUGGAAUUGUGCAAUGAUAAUCUACGGACUAAGAUCGUUAGUUAGUGUAUUACUGUCACUUUAUGUCACUCUUCCAAUGGUGGUGAAUCUUUUUGUCCUGCUAGAUGUGACCCUUUCAACUUGUACUGGGUAUAGGAGAAUUUUUUUGUGUGCAAAUAAGGGUUUAAAAAAAAAAAGCUUGAGAACCUUCACCACUGAUCUUUGAACAAAAUACACAACCUUCAAAUCUACCGGUAGUUUAUCCUAGAAUUAUGGUAAUUCUGAUUUGCAGAUAUUUCAUCUGUACAGAGGCAACCACUGGGCGGCCUCACGGUUACAUCGCAAUUUGACGUUUGCUUUUGAUUAGUUAGCUACUCCUUAUUCCGUAUCGAGUUGCAGAGAUAUUCUGUUUUCUAAAAAAUAUAAAUUUAAAAGAACUAAUUAGGAAAUGUUCUGUUAGAUUCUGAAUUGACUUUGCCCAGCUUUGUGUUCCCUUGCGUCAUAUGAUAGCGACUGGCACUGUCCAUAGGCCCGGACAGUCAGACACAAGCACAACGUUUUAUGGCCGCUUCUGCAAGUUGUCGUCACUGUUGAUGGGGAAGUUACUUGUGUUCGCUCUAUUUUAGUGCCUUAUACCUCCCAAAAUAGGAGAAAUACCACAGUUUUACAUGGGGGUUACGUGGGGUUAGUAUGUACCUGUACCAUAUUGCCGCAGGGGAGACCUGACUCCUUAGUUCGAUGGCUGCCUGAAUGUCGUCAUUGGAUGGUACUGUGUGUGUUGUGACCAUCCGUUUCUUAUUCUAUGAGAGAGAACAACACCCACCCACCAAUCAGCAAUAUAUUCCCUGUGGCUUCAGGAUCUAUGGAGAUACAUGUAGAUUAUCCAGCUGCAAUAUACGGGGGGAGGCGAGCGCUCAAUGUGCAACAUUUUGUCUU
Messenger RNA from Bufo bufo (common toad), 16558 nucleotides. It is a transcript of the gene RYR1, whose product is annotated as ryanodine receptor 1. The record is from RefSeq and is a predicted model, not a curated record. The transcript is spliced from 107 exons. Gene Ontology annotation, biological process: intracellular calcium ion homeostasis; calcium ion transmembrane transport. Gene Ontology annotation, cellular component: Z disc; smooth endoplasmic reticulum; calcium channel complex. The coding region runs from base 115 to 15240 and encodes 5041 amino acids. Gene Ontology annotation, molecular function: ryanodine-sensitive calcium-release channel activity; protein binding. Lineage: Eukaryota; Metazoa; Chordata; Amphibia; Anura; Bufonidae.